UUGCUUCAUCAUCAGUGUCUAUUGCAGAGCAAUGGGACAAAGUCCCUACCGAUAUAUCUCCGCCACCCGAGAUCGUACACGUAGAACCUAUUGACGAUAAAUCCGAACUUCCUUCCGAGAUCUCUCCCAGCUUACCUGUAAAUGAUGAACCAAAAACCAGUAACGAAGAAGAGACAAAGUCUCGAAUCUCUGAUUCAACUCCCACCCAGAUAGCAUACCCGCCUGGUUAUUUAACCCGAGAGCAACGAGAGGUACGUCUUCAUGAAAAAGCCAUCGAACUUGGUGAAGAUCCCGACAAAUUCGUUACUAUAACUGAUAAAGAUAAGCUCGAUUCCAUAGCAUUCCGUGAUAGAAUGCAGACUGAUGCGAGAAUGUGUAGUUUUGCAAAGGAGGCUGAAGAAGACCCCAGUGAAUAUAUGGAUAUGACAGUGUGA
Messenger RNA from Paraglomus brasilianum, 434 nucleotides. Lineage: Eukaryota; Fungi; Glomeromycota; Glomeromycetes; Paraglomerales; Paraglomeraceae. The record is from the annotation of a GenBank genome assembly.